Messenger RNA from Pyrenophora tritici-repentis Pt-1C-BFP, 399 nucleotides. The record is from RefSeq and is a predicted model, not a curated record. NCBI's taxonomy places the organism in Eukaryota, Fungi, Ascomycota, Dothideomycetes, Pleosporales, Pleosporaceae.
AUGUCUACCCUCGCCGCCCAAAAAGCAACGACCCAAGCCGUCAUCGACGCAUACAACGCAUGGGACAUAGAAAAAAUAUUAGCUGUUCGAGCGCCAGACUGUACAACACGAGUCCUUCCUGCAUCCAUGGGGAGACCGAAUAUGAGCAAUAGCGAGUACCGCGAACGUAUGAAUCAACUUACCAUUCACGAAGAGGUGCAUGAUGCGGACGCGCAUAAGUGUAUGAUGCACUUGUCCAGUACAUCCGAGACUGACAUCGGACCGUAUACGAACGAAUACGCACUGAUCUUGCAUUUGACGGACGACGGGAAGCAAGUUAUCAAGUUUUUGGAAUUUGUAGAUUCGGCUUACUCCACGAAAUUCUUUGCGGCGCUGGCCGAGGCAGGACUGGGGAAGUAG